Molecule: messenger RNA, 576 nt
Organism: Cyphellophora attinorum
Lineage: Eukaryota; Fungi; Ascomycota; Eurotiomycetes; Chaetothyriales; Cyphellophoraceae
Exons: 3
Coding region: 1-576 (191 amino acids)
Source: RefSeq, a predicted model, not a curated record
AUGCGUUUCUUCACCACAGUCCUUUUUGGCCUGGCCGCUGUCGCCUUCGCACAGCAGAGCUCCGACUCCGCUAGCCAGUCUCCCAGCCGUACAUCUGAGACUACUUCCAGCACCGCUUCUCUGAGUGCUGAACAGCAGUGCAUUCAGGACUGCGGCGAGACCGACAUCUGUUGCAAAGCAGCAUGCGUGAAUGUGCCUUGCCCCAACGCGGUGGCUGUCAAUCAGACUACCGAAUGUGCUGGAAAAUGCACUCAGGGCAAUGGUACACAGGAAGAGACUGAGGCAUACGCUUCGUGCCAGGCCAGCUGCAUUUCUGCUUCUUUCUUCCCGAUCAGCACCGGUACCGCCGGCUCUGGUAGCAACACCGCCUCCGGCGCCGAUGCCACCACCACUGGCGAGAGUGCUACGGGCAUUGGUGCGUCGGCCACAGGCAGCGGCAGCGAAUCAGCAAGUGCGACCGGCAGUGGCAGCUCUGCAAGUGCAAGUGCUACGGGCUCGAGCGGUGCUGCCAAUGUCAAGACUGCAUUGAGUGGCGCAGGUCUGCUCGGUCUGCUCAUCGCUGGCGUCGCUCUGUAG